Messenger RNA from Penicillium canescens, 642 nucleotides. RefSeq lists its product as uncharacterized. The record is from RefSeq and is a predicted model, not a curated record. The transcript has a single exon. NCBI's taxonomy places the organism in Eukaryota, Fungi, Ascomycota, Eurotiomycetes, Eurotiales, Aspergillaceae. Bases 1 to 642 code for a protein of 213 amino acids.
AUGGCUCACGGAGAUCUAUACUGUCCAGGCGAGUUGGACGUGUUGCAUAGUAACAUAUCAGAGACGACCAUUUGUCUGCCAUCACCAUCACCACGAAAGCGGAUUUCUACCUACUACCCCAGAUCCGGUCCUAAGGUGUUGGAGGAAUCAAACCUCGACCCAUUUUACCUCGAACAAUCACUGGCCGACGCGCCAUCUUGGGAUUACAACUCGGAGAUGCGCAAUGAUAGUUUUGAAGACAACAGCCACUACUAUACAUUGUCAUUGACCCCCGGAAAGGACUUCCACGACUCAUUACACUACGGCCCCGACCGCUCUACCCUCGCACAGGUCGAAUUGGAGAACAGCCUGCGAUUCCACCGAUACACUCCCUCCACCGAGCGGAGUCCUCUGCACAGCAGCCAGGAUUCGUUCAGCUCCGUGCAGACAGACAGCACAACCCCAGACCUCACUCCUAGCAGCUCCUUCUCCUCUACAUACUCUUCUCCCGGCUGCCCUGACGUCGUCCUCCAGGCGACAGAGCAGCUCUACAAGCACGCGCAAGAGGCUCACCCUGAGUCCCGGCGUCGUUUCUACCUCCCUGCCUCUACUCCUCCGAAAUAUUCUCUUCCCCCCCUCCUCCCCCGCCGGUGGCUCCUUUGA